This is a messenger RNA of Dicentrarchus labrax (European seabass), 2416 nucleotides long. Its product is annotated as zinc finger protein 226-like. Bases 139 to 1302 code for a protein of 387 amino acids. The record is from RefSeq and is a predicted model, not a curated record. Lineage: Eukaryota; Metazoa; Chordata; Actinopteri; Moronidae. The transcript is spliced from 2 exons.
CACACUCUGAGCUGACCACAUGGCGGCGCUGUUCGUAGCUUUACGGUAACAGAGCUGACAGGGUUAAAUGUCUCUGUUGUUUGUUUGUUUGUUUGUUUGUUUCUCACAUUCUGGAGGAUAACAGUUGAUGGCUUUGUGAUGGAGGACUGUACAGUAACCAUCACAUGGGUUCACACAGACGUCCAGCAGCUGUUGGCGAGUAAAGAAGAGGUUCCCCCUGAUCAGAGACCCGCUUUGGACCAGGAGGUUCAGACUCAGCCCCCAGUCUUCAAAAAGCAACAGGAGGAAGAGCAGCUUCAAGGGCUGGAGGCAGCUGAUAUCACAGAGUUCACAUUCACUCCUGCCCCUGUGAAGAGUGAAGGUGAAGAGAAACCUCAGUCCUCACAGCUUCAUCGAAGACAAACAGAACGGAUAAAAACAGAAGCUGAUGAGGAGGACUGUGGAGGACGACCGGCUCCGACCAGGAACUCAGAUCCAGAUACUCAUUUACAACCUGAUACUGAUGAGAUGACAGAAGACCUGUUUGAACCUGAGACUGGAGUCUGUAAUGAUGAUAAAACCACCAGAGAAGCUCCUUUUGUUUUAAACUGUAUGAAAAACUACAGAUAUAGUUCUUGUGAGAAAUCAUUUCCUUGCGUUGUGUGCGGGAAACAAUUUAACAAAAACUCAAAGAUGCAGAUACACAUGAGAACACACACAGGGGAAAAACCGUUCAGUUGCUCAUUGUGUUUUAAAAAGUUCAGUCAAAAAUCAGGUCUGGACUACCACUUGAAAACUCACACAGCAGAGAAACCAUUCAGUUGCUCGGUUUGUGGUAAAACCUUUGGCCAGAAGGCUUAUCUGCAUAAGCACAUGAAAUGCCAUACAGGAGUAAAACCUUACAGCUGUCCAUUUUGUAAUAAAUGUUUUUUACGUUGUGAACAUUUACAGUCACACAUGAGAACGCACACAGGAGAGAAACCAUUCCGCUGCAGCCUUUGUGACAAAAGAUUCAGUUGGCGUUGUCAGCUGAAAACACACAAGUGUGUUGGUAAGUCCUCACAGCUUCGUGGACUCUGGACCAGACAGGAGGGAGAGCAGCUUCAAGGACUGCAGGAGGCUGAGAUCACCGAGUUCAUAAUCACUCCUGUCCCUGUGAAAAGUGAAGAUGAAGAGAAACCUCAGUCCUCACAGCUUCAUCAAAAACUGACUGAACAGAUAAAAACAGAAGCUGACUAUGGAGGACCUGAACCAGCCAGGAAUUCAGGUAGUCUUGAGUCACAUGGAUGGACCAACUGGCCAAUCCAUGGACAGUUCUUGUGAUGUCAUCCAGCUGUUGAUCCACAAGUCUUUAAUUUAGUAGAAACUUACAGGAAAAUCCACAUAAGGACAUAACUUUAGAGUAAUGCUUUUAUGGACCAUGCUAGGGCUGCACCGAAUGGUUCAAAGGUUCAUUCACAAGGUUGACAUUCAGAUUUUAAAUCAAAAUAUCAAAUAUUCUGUUUACACCCAGUAUUUCUGGUAUUACCCGGUAUUUUUAAUAUUUUUUGUAGAAUGAGAUUCCAGCUGUGGCUGCAUGUCUGGUAGAUGCUACUUAGCAAAGAGUCAGCUGUGUACUCAGCCUCCAGAGGAUCCACCAGCAUCAGUAUCCACAGCAGAGACUCAAUAUCAGAAACAUGGAUAUGUACCGAAAACAGGACGGUCAACCAUCCUGCAGAUCCUGCUGCUCAACAUCAGCAGAACCGAGGAGCCGAUUUUUGAUUUAAAAAGCCACGUUAGCUUCUCUGUUAGCUUUAUGUUUAAUAAGCAGGAAUCAUUUUCUUCCAUUAGAUGUAUUAAGUAUAUUUAUAAAUACAAUUUAGAGGUACUUUAAAUACUUCUUCUCCACCAUCUGUCAGAGGGAAACAUUGUAAUUAUAAACAUUGUAAUUUCCAUUCCACUAUAUUAAUACCUUCAGAUAAAUGGUGUAUUAUAGAUUACUGUAAAUUACACAGUAAAAAUCCAUCUGCAACAUUUAAAGGUCCAGUGUACAGAAUUCAGUGGCAUCUAGCGGUGUAGUCGCUUACCCAAUAUAAUACAUUUAAUGUUUGAUGUUUUGUACUUUUAGACUUUUAAUUCUAACAUUUUUACGGUGUAGUUUAUAAUAAUGAAUUAAUUCUUAAUGCAUCUCUCUCUGUUCAUAUUUGUAAUUUCCUGUAUAUAUUUAAUCCUCAACCCGUCAGCGUAUUAUUUUGUAUCCUGAGUUUUAUUGUUUUUAUGUAAGUUGGAGCAUCGUUAGGACACUGUUUCCAGUCAUUGUUCGUGACCUGACUGUAAACUGUGUUGAUUUGUUCGGUCCAUUCUCAGGACUUUCACUGCCUCGUUUGAGUGCAGUUCACUGUUGAGAGGUUUCGUUCAGGUGCAUUUUACAAAUAACAUUAAAUGAAUGAAUCCAAAA